CCAGCUCGGCGACGAGACUCCAUCAUUCCAUCUCCCUCCUUUUUUUCUUGGAGCUCCAAGCUCUCUCUGGCUCUCUAAUCUCUUUCUGGUGCCGUACUGCGAGACAGGCUUCUGCUUCGGACGUUCUCUCAGGUUGAAUCGUAUCACAAUUGCUUAGCAACCAAGGAGGACAGGUCAGUGCUACUGCCACUGUGCCGUGCUUCUUCAUCCUCGGAAGCUGCUGCUGCAAGUGUUUGGUUUUGGCAAGUGGAAUUUCGUGAAAUGGUUUUCAGGAGUUGUGGAGUGCCCGGCAUUGGGACUUCUUUGUUUGGUGGUGGGCUGAGUUGAUGGUGGUUUUGGUUGGACCUCUCCGGGGCAUGGACUGGCAAUGGCCGGAUGUUAAGGUUUCCGGAGGUAUCAGGAUUCAAGGAGCAGAUUUAGUUCCGAUCCGUGAGGCCGACUUAGACGCAGCACAAUGGCUGGCCUAGUCUACCAGAAUUGGAAGGGAAACAAUAUAUUUUUCUUCGGCGGCAGAUUAAUAUUUGGUCCAGAUGCGAGGUCUCUACUUGUAACUAUAUCACUUAUUGUUGUACCUGUGGCGUUCUUUUGUGCAUUUGUUGCAAGAAAUCUACUCCACAAGUUUCCUGCAUACAAUGCUGGUUAUGCAAUUCUGGUGGUGGCCAUUGUCUUCACUAUCUAUGUUUUGGGGCUUCUACUCCUAACUUCUGCUCAAGAUCCUGGAAUUGUUCCUAGAGCUCUACAUCCUCCUGAGGAUGAGAUAUAUGAAUCCUCAAUUGCAAAUGAUGGUGUUGCUGGACAAACUCCAAGACUUCGAUUUCCACGUAUCAAAGAAGUUUCAUUCAAUGGCAUGACUGUGAAAGUAAAAUAUUGUGAUACAUGCAUGCUAUAUCGUCCUCCACGCUGCUCACAUUGCUCCAUUUGCAACAAUUGUGUGGAACGAUUCGAUCAUCAUUGCCCAUGGGUCGGUCAGUGCAUUGGGCAGCGCAACUAUCGGUGCUUCUUCAUGUUUGUUUCUUCAUCUACCGUCCUUUGCAUAUAUGUGUUCGCAAUGUCAGCUUUGAACAUUAAGUUUAUCAUGGAUGGUGACUACCACACAGUUCCGAGUGCACUUAGGCAUGCUCCAGCAUCCUUGAUACUUAUGAUUUACUGCUUCAUUUCUGUUUGGUUUGUUGGAGGCCUUACAGUGUUCCAUUUGUAUCUUAUUGGUACUAACCAGACUACAUAUGAAAAUUUCCGAUAUCGAGCUGAGAACCGCCUCAGCAUGUAUGACAAAGGCUGCUUGAGUAAUUUUGCUGAGGUAUUUUGCACAAGUGUGCAACCUUCAAAGAAUAAAUUCCGUGCCAAGGAACAGCAAGAUGUUCAAAAACCAUUGCCAUCUCCAAUGGAAAGCAGAGAUAUUGAAGAGCCGGUUGAUUAUAUCCGCAGCAAGGUGGAAGAUGACCUCGAGAUUGGUGGUGCUUUCUCUAAGGUGCGUGAGCGCACCUUCGAUGAAAAUGAUGUAGGAGACCAGAUCAAUCCAGGCCAUGGCAUUAUUCUGGAUAACUGCUCUGCAGCACUUGAACAACAAAUGGAUGGUCGUGUGCCAUCUGAUGUGCUCAAUGGCGCACACAGGCACUCAAGCUGGGGUAGGAGAAGUGAGAAUUGGGAGAUCUCUUCAGAGGUUCUUGGGAUGAGCUCCUCCGUCACAGAGAGUGGAAGAUUUGGCGUGCAUGGAGCCUCUCCUGUAAGCAAGUAGAAAUUUUAUAAGCUGGUAAAAGUGGGAACUGUGGGGAGGUAGAAAGGAGAAUGCUACUUUUGAUUUAUGUCUUGUUGUUCCAUUACAGAAACUGUUUGUGGGUAUGAAUAGAUAGUUCGGAAUGAAGAUUUCUCCGUAUUUCUGGAGUUCCUUCAUUUCCUUCCAUUCUUUUA
Molecule: messenger RNA, 1908 nt
Organism: Nymphaea colorata (pocket water lily)
Lineage: Eukaryota; Viridiplantae; Streptophyta; Magnoliopsida; Nymphaeales; Nymphaeaceae
Product: protein S-acyltransferase 8-like
Exons: 6
Coding region: 455-1735 (426 amino acids)
Biological process (GO): protein targeting to membrane; peptidyl-L-cysteine S-palmitoylation
Cellular component (GO): endoplasmic reticulum; Golgi apparatus
Molecular function (GO): protein-cysteine S-palmitoyltransferase activity
Source: RefSeq, a predicted model, not a curated record